This is a messenger RNA of Solenopsis invicta (red fire ant), 1503 nucleotides long. RefSeq lists its product as uncharacterized. The coding region runs from base 730 to 1302 and encodes 190 amino acids. The record is from RefSeq and is a predicted model, not a curated record. The transcript is spliced from 5 exons. NCBI's taxonomy places the organism in Eukaryota, Metazoa, Arthropoda, Insecta, Hymenoptera, Formicidae.
CCCACGCGCGUACGAUCGGCUUACGUUAGGGUGAUGGCAGAGAACGAGACGUAACUGACAUGACGUGACGUGACGUGACGUUGAGUAAGGCAGAGAAAAGCCGUAAAGACGUACGACGUGUUGUGUUGAAUGUCUGAUGAUCUAUUAAGUGCGCGGAGAGACGAGAUGGGUUAAUCCACAUUUUUCCCUGCUAUAUAUACUACAAUUAUUACAAACGUACAUGUUUUUCUCGAUUGACGAGUUUUGUAUCUUAAAAAUAUUCCACUACUUUGAUGCAGAAUAGUAUUGCAUUAGAAUAACCUACAUGCAGCGAGCGAACUACAUCAACUACAACUUACUCAUUAAGCUAUCUCUGUACAGUUGCAUUUUUUUUCGGUCUCCCAAUCUUAUUUAUAGAAUAUUUAGUUAUUGUGAAAGUGAUACAAGAACAAAAAUGUCGGAUCAUUCACAAUAUUGCAAAUUUAUAAUGAUUCACUUGAAACGAGCACAGAUGACAAGCAAGAUAAUUGCGAUCCUGUGUUUAUUAAUGUUGAAGAAAAGCAAGGCGAUGAACUUCUGAUCGAACUAUACCGAGAGCGAGUAUUUCUAUAUGAUAAAAGUAACGCCAAUUAUAAAAACUUUUUGAUGAAAGAAAAUGCUUGGAUAGAAAUAUCCAAAAUAAUGACUGAAGCUAAUUGUGGUAAUAAAUUAUACUUACUAUAUGUAUAAUUACUUAGAUAAAAAGGUGACAUGUAUACUCCAUCCUAUUGUCAAAAAAGGUGCGUCUCAUUAAGGGACCAAUAUAACAGAGAGAAAAGAAAGCUAGAUAUUCAAUCUAAAAGUGGAAGUGGUGCAAGUAAAGCUAGUCAAUUUCCUUUCUUUUCGCAGUUAGCAUUCUUGGACCGCGUAAUUAAAAGACGAAGAAGCUACACAAAUUGCACAAUAUCUGAACCAGUAAUUAAUGAAGAAGAUGACUUGUUACAAAUUGUUGCAAGUUCAUCGAACAGCGAAAAUAAAAAUGUAAAUAAGCAGCAUAUUGAUAACAAGAAAUAUUUUAAUAAAGAAAAUGUUGCACCAAAACACAAGAAGUGGAAAGUCGACGAAACAAAGGAGUUAGAGCAAUCAUUAGUUCAAAUGACUCAAAGAAUUUCAUCAUAUAUGGAAAACAAGUCUUCAACGGCAGAUAACGCUUUUAUGGACUUUAUAAAAGUACAAUUUAGCACUAUUCCAGAAAAAGAAAAAAAUGCAAGACGAAAGAUGAUUAUGGAUGCUCUUACCCCAAGCAACACAGUUACGUUUAAUAAAUGUUUAAUAAACGUUUAGCCGAAACGUUUUUGUGAUGUAUAAAAAUACGUUUAUUAACCGGUCGAAAUGUCUCGUAUAAAAACGGUAUUUUACACUAGUAAAAAAAACGUUAAAUAAACGUUGUAAAGUAAACGUUGUUGUAGAUAUAACGCCUGUGGCCGCACUCUACUCACGAGAAGAUCCCCCGCGACGUGGCCACUUAGCGGUGGCGCCAGCACU